AUUCGACGUUCCCCCAUCACACCACCACACAACCUCUUCCCCUUUUCACAACAAACACAAACUCUCACUUUCUAAACCAAACCCCACACAGAUUCAACACCACCACCAUGUCCAACGCACCUUCCAAGCUUAACGGUCAGGUCAACAGCGUCGUCGGGUCCGUCGAGGCCAUGGCCGGAGCGGUCAUCGAGGCCGGUUUCCAGGCCGUCGGAGGAUCUACCGAGCCUAGCGUCUUGACCAAGGACGGAAAGGAGAGGCACGACAAGGGAGAAGCCGAGAUCAAGGCUGCCGAGGCCAAGCAGUAUGCCGAGGGUACCGUCGACCGGGUCGUCGGAAAGAAGGACGCCAUCGUCGGCGCCAUUACCGGAGACUCUGCCCAAGAGCUCAGCGGGAACGCCCAGAAGGAGAGCGGUCACGCUCAACAGAAGCUCGCUACCUCGUAAACGCCCGGGCGUGUAGCUGGUCCCUGUUUAUGAAGGACGUGAUGUGACGUGACGAAUAUGAUAUGAUAAUAUACCCCA
Filobasidium floriforme is the source of this 521-nucleotide messenger RNA. RefSeq lists its product as uncharacterized. The record is from RefSeq and is a predicted model, not a curated record. Bases 108 to 443 code for a protein of 111 amino acids. The transcript is spliced from 3 exons. Lineage: Eukaryota; Fungi; Basidiomycota; Tremellomycetes; Filobasidiales; Filobasidiaceae.